Molecule: messenger RNA, 4362 nt
Organism: Papilio machaon (common yellow swallowtail)
Lineage: Eukaryota; Metazoa; Arthropoda; Insecta; Lepidoptera; Papilionidae
Gene: atk
Product: protein artichoke
Exons: 4
Molecular function (GO): protein binding
Source: RefSeq, a predicted model, not a curated record
UAAUGAUAGGAUAUCAUCAAUAAUUCAACGUUAUAUUACGAAUAUUCCAAUAACUUAUUGUACGUCAUUAAAUAAUAUUUAUAUAGGCAAUGCUACAAUGAUUGACACUGAAGAAACUAAGGAAUGAGUACCAAAUCGGGAACAGCUCUCUUUUGGUUAAUGUUAGGCGUAACAUGUUUAUAUAAAGUGUUUGCAGUGUGUCCCCCGCCAGAUACAAUACAGCCAUGCAUUUGUACAAACCGAAACGAAGAUGUUCAGAUAUGGUGUACCCACAGCGACUUACAGCAAGUAUUAAAAGGUGUACAAAAAAUUGGAGAGUUUGUAAGAAAGCCUAUAGACGAAUUGAUAAUUGAAAAUAAUUACCUACCAUCUCUGCCAGGGAAGUUAUUCCAAAAUGUAAUAAUUCAAAGAUUAAUGUUGCGUCACAAUGGAAUCGAACGUACGUCGUCAACAUGGCUGGAGACACAAGAAAUGAAUUUAGUUGAAAUAUUCAUAGUUGAAAACGAAUUGAAAAGUAUCCCAGCCGAAAGCUUAGCCAAAUUACAAAAUGCCCAAGCAAUAACUAUUCAUUCAGACAGCUUACGGCGAAUUCCUACCUUCGUAAACAAUCCAAAACUUAAAUACAUCAGUAUAGAAACAGAAAGUUUGACUAGUAUUACAAAACAAACAUUCUCAAAUCUACCAAAACUUGAAAGAUUAUUCAUUCGUGGAAGUGCAAAUUUGCAUAUUAUAGAGGAAAAUGCAUUUUAUAAUUUGCCUGCUUUGCACACGUUAGAGAUAACCGAUUGUGGAAUAACACAUUUGCAUAUGCGAGCAUUUUCUCUGCUUCCUAAUUUAAAACAGUUAUCGUUGAGUAACAAUGAAAUUUACGAUGCAACUAUGGUCGGUAGAGCUAUCAGGGAUUUACCAAUGUUAACUUUAUUAAAUCUCAAUUACAAUCUAAUAGACAAACUAAAUGAAGGUGCUUUCGUUGAUCAGACUAUGCUCGAGACUUUAUAUUUAUCUCACAACAAUAUAAAUAUCAUCCACCACGGAGCGUUCCACCGAGUACCGAAGCUGCGUAUCGUAGAUUUAAAUUAUAACAAUAUCAUAAGAAUACAUCCCGAGUCAUUCUUACAACAAUCUAGUAGCGGGGUGGAAGAAUUAAGUCUUAUUGGAAAUAAGAUUAUGCACAUUUCUGAAUUUCGUGCGUUAUUGGAUGCGCUACCAAGAUUGAAAUUUCUAGAUAUGAGUGAUAAUUUACUCGAAGAAAUACCUAGAGGAGCCCUCAGAGGUCAUCCGAGCUUGGAAAGGUUACAUCUCAAUAGUAACAGCAUAAAAUUUAUAGAAGGGGAAGCAUUUGUUGCAAUGCCAGCAUUACGGGAACUUCAUUUAAGUAAAAAUUCAUUAGGCGAUCUUAAUGAAGGUCCAUUCUGGAAUUUGCCAUCUUUAAAGGGUUUAGAUUUGUCCCAUAACUAUUUUCAACGUUUACAACCUAAAUUAUUAUACAAUCUACCAUCUCUUAGAAGAAUAAAUAUUAGCAAUAACAAAUUAACAGUUAUAGAUCCUUUAACAUUCAUCGAAACGCCGUUAUUAGAAUAUGUAAACGUAUCCAGUAACGAGCUUGUUUCGAUACACCCUGCAACAUUUAGAAAUUUAGCAAAUCUUUACGAAUUGGAUGCCAGUUCAAAUAAACUAAUUGAAUUUAUACCUGGUUUACCGAGAGGUUUGGAACAAUUAAAUGUACAAAGGAAUCAAAUAACUAGCCUGCCGGUCCACCCAUCUCCAGAUUUAGAUUUGCCAUCACUAAGGACAUUGGACAUUUCAAGUAAUGGCAUACAAAGAAUUGCACCUGGAACAUUUAAAACGCUUCACAACCUAAGGCGACUUUAUAUGAAACGUAACGGCCUUAGGCAAAUUGAUAUUACAACAUUCAGUGAUGUCGCACGUAUGGAAAUUCUAGACUUAAGUUAUAAUCAAAUCAUCUCUAUUCAUUUAAAAAGUUUCACUAAACUAUUAUCUCUCAGACAGAUAAAUUUACAUGGAAAUAAUAUUGAAAAUUUUGAUUUUAUGAUCCUCAAAGAUAAUAAGAAAUUAUCUACACUAGACUUUAGCAAGAAUAAAUUAAAAAGUAUAAAUCCAAAAAUAGCUGAAAGAGCACUACAGAUUGAAGUUUUAAACAUAUCGUCAAAUAAUCUUUAUGAACUUCCGACGAGUCUGAAUGUUUUUGAAAAGCUUAUAAUAUUAGAUGCCAGUUUCAACCAUAUUAAAUUCUUUGACGGCAACGUAAUAAACAACUUACAAGAGAUAAAAGAGAUAAAAUUACCAUAUAAUAAAAUUAUAGAAAUACGAAGUGCCAGUUUCAGAGAUCUAAAAAAUCUUGAAACAAUUGAUAUGGACAGCAACAAAAUUGAAAUAAUACAUUCAUUGGCCAUAGCCAAUCUUCCCAACGUACUAUCUAUUUAUUUGAGUAGAAAUCAUAUAAUUGAUAUUCCUGAUCGUGUAUUCUCAAAUCUGCCAAAGCUAAGAAUUAUUGAACUCCAAGGAAAUCGGUUACAAUUUAUAUCAACACGUGCAUUUGAAAACACACCAUUGGUACAGUAUUUAAAUGUCAGCAACAACCAACUUACGAAUUUGGAAAGUUCCGGAAUAAGAAAAUUAUUUUCGUUAGAGGUUCUAGACUUAAGUUUUAAUAAGUUAACGAAGAUAACAAGUGAAUCAUUCCAAUACAUGGAAUGGCUGGUAGAAUUAAUACUUGAUAACAACCAGAUAUGUCAUAUAAGUGGUCAACCGUUUAAUUCAAUGCCAAGACUAAAAGUUCUUUCACUGCGUCAUAAUAAACUUACUAAUAUAGUGGAAACAAAUUUUGAAAAACUUAGAAACAACAUUGCUAUUUUGGACAUUGAUGGUAAUCCCCUUAUUUGUAACUGCGCUGCGAUGUGGCUGAAAUCAUGGUUACUAGAAUCAACAUCUAUUGGCCCUAAAUGUGCGGACGGCACAUACGUCAAAGGUAUGCCAUUCUCUCGAAAUGACUGUCUCAGUACACCUAUAAGAAAUGACAAUUUGAGAGAUUGCAUCGUGCAUGAUAAUGAAGCACUAUUGCCUAAUUUAGCAACGUCACAAGUUUUCUCGUCGUCGGACAAAAUCAACGGCUAUAUAACACAGGAAAAGAACAACUUACAGGUCAACAAAAUUAACACUCGCCCUACCCCAGAAGAAUCCGAUUAUUUUUACGAUGACUACGUUGAUUAUCCAUUUAAUGAAACUCUUAUAGAUGUUAUAGGUAAUCAAAACAAUAUUACGAAAAAUAAUGAGAAGACCCAAGACGGUACAUUAAAUCCAUCGAAAAUUAAUGCGAAUAUUAAAAACACAAGUAGUCUAAACCCACUAACUCCAUCAAAUAUUCCAAGGAGUGGAUUCACAUUUUUUGGUAUGCCCCUUCCUUCUAUUGAUAUGAGCAAGUUCCUAAAUACAGGCCGGAAAAUAGAUUGGUUUGAAAAACGAAAACAACCGCAGAUGACUAAAUACCAGAAGCCAGUAUUAGAAGUGCCAAAAUUCGAAACUGGUGGUUUUACACCAAUGUUACCCACAACUAAUGGGGGUUUUAUGCCCAUACCAAGCCCAACAAUUGCAGUGCCCGAUACCACACAAGGCACAACUGCUAAAAAUGAACAUACAACUAAUCCAAAUAUACAAGACAUUGUUGCAACAGAAUUUUUACCACCAAGACCACCAAAUCGAAAUAAUACAGUAAAUAGUAAAUCAAAAAGUGAAAUUUAUGAGGCUCAAAUUUUCUCAAAACACAAUAAUGCCACACAAAUAUCUUACAAUAUGACAAAAAAUAUGGAAGAGCAUAUUGAUAGUCCAAAUUUGAUUAAUAAAUAUAAUCUAAUGGAGUCCAGUUUAACUAUAGAACAAGUAACAGAAAGAGAAAAUAUUAUAACAACUGAUACAAGUAAUGAUUUAUCAGUACAAGCAUGGAUGGAAUCCACAACUAGCAUACCAUUUCCAUCACCCAUGCCUACUCUAAAACCACCAAUAAGAAAAGACAUUAUACAUGAGCCAACAGCACUUUCUGCAGUACUAAUACCAAGCAAUGAGGAACUAGAGAGACGUGAAUAUAAACGGCCAGCAACAAUAACAAAAGUCAAUCUUCCACAUCUAGAACACUCUGUAUCUAAUGAAUAUAUUCCUAUAAAUAAUAGAGAACCUAAAACCCGAUUUCCACAAACGCAAAUAAACACAAGUACAAAAAAUGAGGACAAUAAAGACUGGUACUAUAAAAAUUAUAAUAAGUCUAAUUUAGAGCCUUAUAUUGCACCUGGUAUUCAUACUUCUAAUGGACAUUUACUAAAAUAUAAGAACUCUAUUAUUUACUGUUUA